AUGAGACCCAGCAUCCUCCGACCCCUCCUACCCCGCCAAAACUGCUUGGUUUCAUCAGCAGUGCCUCGAUCCACCUUCUCUCAGCUUCUUCCAACAACAACACCUUGCUCGAGAUCUUCAGCACCUUUGCAAUCUUCCUUCGGACUAUCUGCACGAUUCAUCUCAUCAUCACCAAUCCUCAACAUGUCUAAAGUCUUCUUCGACGUAACUUGGGAGGGCCCUGUCCUGGAUGCCAGCGGUCGCCCGACCAGGGACAUCAAGGAGCAGAGCGGACGGAUUAACUUCACCCUCUACGACGACGUCGUCCCCAAGACCACCGAGAACUUCCGCGCCCUCUGCACUGGAGAGAAGGGCUUCGGCUACAAGGGCUCUGCCUUCCACCGCAUCAUCCCUGACUUCAUGCUCCAGGGUGGUGACUUCACUCGCGGCAACGGCACCGGUGGCAAGUCCAUCUAUGGCGAGAAGUUCGCCGAUGAGAACUUCACGAAGCGCCACGUCCGCCCCGGCCUUCUGUCCAUGGCCAAUGCUGGUCCCAACACCAAUGGCUCUCAAUUCUUCAUCACCACCGUCAAGACCUCUUGGCUCGAUGGCCGCCACGUCGUCUUCGGCGAAGUUGCUGACGACGAGUCGAUGAGAGUCGUCCAGGCUCUCGAGACUACCGGCUCGAAGUCUGGCACCAUCAGCUACGCCAAGAAGCCUACCAUUGUUGACUGCGGUCAGCUCUAA
This is a messenger RNA of Phialemonium atrogriseum, 726 nucleotides long. Its product is annotated as cyclophilin-like domain-containing protein. Lineage: Eukaryota; Fungi; Ascomycota; Sordariomycetes; Cephalothecales; Cephalothecaceae. The transcript is spliced from 5 exons. Gene Ontology annotation, biological process: protein peptidyl-prolyl isomerization; protein folding. The coding region runs from base 1 to 726 and encodes 241 amino acids. The record is from RefSeq and is a predicted model, not a curated record. Gene Ontology annotation, molecular function: peptidyl-prolyl cis-trans isomerase activity.